This is a messenger RNA of Triplophysa rosa, 2458 nucleotides long. Its product is annotated as interferon-induced protein 44-like. The record is from RefSeq and is a predicted model, not a curated record. Gene Ontology annotation, molecular function: GTP binding. Lineage: Eukaryota; Metazoa; Chordata; Actinopteri; Cypriniformes; Nemacheilidae. The transcript is spliced from 9 exons. Bases 186 to 1535 code for a protein of 449 amino acids.
GCCCACUGUGGGAGAAAUAAGGACUGCUUGACGUUCUUCUGCUCUAUUCCUGAACGUGACGAUUUGUCAUUGAUUUAUGUAUAGAGAUCUUGCACUGCGAAAGGUUCAUCAGAACAAAGACAUUUAUACAGAUUUGGAACAAUUCGAAGCAUACACAAAAAAGAAAAUAUGCUGAUAGCCUCAGCAUGGCCAACCUAAUUUCUAAUUUAUCUAAUGAAGAAAAACAGCAGCUCUGUGCUUUACUGGGUGAUGUUGAACUGUCUCUUCUCUACAAAGCUUCUGUUCAUGGAUAUGAUGCUUCAGCCUUCCAUCAGCGCUGUGACCAUCAGGGUCCAACCUUACUUGUAGCUUACAACUACUCAGGCUACGUCUUUGGAGGAUACACUAGUGCAGAUUAUACUCAAAGUGGAGGGUACAUUACUGAUGACAAGGCUUUCCUGUUCAACGUUCCUAAGCAUGGUGGGAACCCUAUAACCAUAAAAGUUAACAGUGGAUGUUACGCACGUGUUGAUGACUCCGGAGGGCCCAACUUUGGCCAACAGCUGUUCUUUUGCUAUAACAACCAACAAACUAUAUAUUAUCAAGCUUAUAAAAUAGGUAGGGGAUCUUACUCUUUCAGUUUGAAUACAUCUGUACUGUAUGGAAACGACACUGCACUGAGUGAAUGCGAGGUGUACAAAGUGACACAGAUUGUCUCUCAGGUCGAGGAAAAGCCAUGGAGGAAUGUUCUGUGGAAUGCUAAACAAAAACAAGAGCUUAUGAAAUGCAUCAAGGAUUAUAAACCCCUGGAGUCCUCAGUGAACCGGAUUCGAAUCCUCAUGAUCGGUCCUGUAGGUGCUGGAAAAUCCAGUUUCUUCAACUCCAUCAACUCCAUCUUCAUGGGUCGCAUGACCAGCAAAGCCAUGGCGGGAUCAUCAGGCACCAGUCUCACCACACAAUUUCGCACAUAUCCAGUGAAAGAUGGCCGUGAGGGAAAGCCAUUACCAUUUGUGUUGUGUGACACUAUGGGACUUGAGGAGCAGUCGGGUGCAGGUCUGGAUAUUGAAGACAUCAGCUGCAUUCUCCAAGGUCUCAUACCAGACCGAUAUCAAUUCAAUCCGGUCGCAGCAUUUCAUCCUAAUGAGCAAAAGGCGUCCAGAUCUGCAUCUCUACAGGAGAGGAUCCAUUGUGUGGUUUACAUCAUAGACGCCACCAAAGUCUCCCUCAUGUCAAGCAAACUGGAGGAAAAACUCGCUGGCAUACGCAAAAAAGUGAACUCACUUGGUGUUCCUCAGAUCGUCUUGAUGACUAAAGUAGAUGAGGCGUGUCCUCUGGUGGAGAAGGAUCUUCAAAAGGUUUACAUCAGUUCCUACAUUAAGACAAAGGUACAGGAGGUCAGCUCUCGGCUGGGUGUUCCUGUGUCUUGUGUGUUACCCGUGAAGAACUACAGUCAGGAGCUGGAGCUCAACCUCAGCUGUGAUGUUCUGCUUCUCACUGCUCUACAGCAGAUGCUUAACUAUGCUGAAGACUAUUUGGAUGAUGUUGGUGCCAUUUAGGGCAAACACAUUAAAUGUAUCUUGACGUUAUUGUUAAUUUGUCUGCAUUAUGAAAAAGCAUGUUUGCAUGUUUUGAGUAAGCUGAAAGUUUUUGAUUUUGUGCUUAAAAAGGAUUUGAAAAUUGAAAGAUGACGAAGAUCAUAUUCAGAAUAGUAAAAUAUAAUGCAUGAGCUUUUUUUUUAGAAAAUGAAAUUAAAAUCAACAUUUUAAAAACAAGGAAUAUAUACAAACAAAUACGUUUUCAUUUCUAUGUAAAAACAUAACACACUAAAUGCUGGGUUGUUUUGAUGCCUCUGUAAAAUAUUAUAGGUCAUAAAUUAACCUGUGCUGGGUGAGUUGUUUUAACCUGCCAAUCAAGAGAAAUAAUGUUGCAUAUCCAAUCAAGAGAAAUAAGUUUGCAUAUCUGCAAAUGCUUAAAUGUCAUUGUAUAGUUUCAUGAUCUUUCUCUUCAAGAUAACUGGCAUCCCUCCGUUCUAGUUUAUCUAACAAAAACUUUAUAAACACUUCAUGUUUAAAAUCUUCAACAAAAAACGUAAUCUCUAGAGUGAAAGAAGUGUCAUAUAAAAACUUUCGGGACGCCCAUUUCUCCUACCUCCAGCUAAGGUUAUCUGUGUCUCUAAUACAACACAUCCACCAUCAGUGAGGGAAACUGCUUGACGUCCAUUUGCUCUGUUCCUGUAUGUAAAAAAUAAGGCAUUUUAUUGAUUACUGCAUAGAGACUUGAAACACGGUGAAAGGUAAAACAGACUGUCGACAUAAAUACAGUAUGUAGUUAAACGUUCUAAUAAAAGUUUUUUAUGUGACUAUGAAAUUAUACACACAAUUGUAUUGUAAUCCUUUCAUUUUAAUUAUGACAAUUGCUAUUCUGAUUAAAAUUGUAAUGAGGUAAAUAAGUUAUAUUUUUAGUAACCGUUACUGUAAAU